Lachancea meyersii CBS 8951 is the source of this 1527-nucleotide messenger RNA. The record is from the annotation of a GenBank genome assembly. NCBI's taxonomy places the organism in Eukaryota, Fungi, Ascomycota, Saccharomycetes, Saccharomycetales, Saccharomycetaceae.
AUGGCUCGUAAAGUGGCCAAGAAUCGAAAGCUCAGACGAGCAGAUCAUUUCAAGUUCAUCAAGGAGCUAUUGCUGGCGGAAUUAGAGCCCAGAGCACACAAACGAAAGGAACAAAGCACGAACGAUGAGCUGCGCGAGAGAGAGGCCACUAAGCUUGCGGAACGGAGGGAGGCCGAAGAAGCUGAGUACGAAAUGGAACAAAUCGUGAAUAUGCUUCGGUUGUUUGUGCACAUGGAAAAACUGAUGGCGUUUUCGCUUUUGGCGUGCUUUAACUGUUUCCUGUAUUACUUCACGGUGUUUCCAGCGCGGUUAGUGUACUGCUGUUUUAACGAAAAGAGACUCAAACAGGCUCGCAAAGAGUUUGUUACGCUAUUCCUGAUAGCUUGUGCGUCUGCAAUCCUCUUAAAAGUAGAUACCUCGCAGGUGUAUCAUAGAAUUAAGGGCCAAAGUGCCAUGAAGCUAUACAUGAUGUUUGGAGUACUAGAUAUGUGCGACAAAAUGUUGUCUUCCCUGGGACAAAGUCUUCUACUGGUGGUCAGCGCUAGAACCUUCAAAAAAUUCGGACCCGAGGCGCUCCAGGCGGUCGUCUUGAACGCGUGCGCGGCAGCGUGUCUGACGUGUCACGGCUUCGUUUUGAUCUACGAAACGAUUGCACUAAACGUUGCGGUGAACUCGUAUUCGAACUCACUUGUGACACUGCUAUUAUCGAUGCAAUUUGCCGAAAUCAAGGCCAGUGUCUUUAAGCGCUUUGACAAAGAAGGUCUCUUCCAAAUUACCAUCUCCGACAUCAUCGAGAGGUUCCAAAUGGUUAUUUUGCUCACUAUUAUUGCUAUCCGCAACCUGAUAGCCUCGACCUCUUCCUUUUCCACGUUGAUUCCAAACUCCUGGUCGUGGAGUUCAACAUCCUCCACUGUAGUGGAGGUACUGUGUGGGCCCGUCAUCACCGUGGUUGGCAGUGAAGUCCUGGUCGAUUGGGUCAAGCAUGCCUAUAUCAUCAAGUUCAAUAGGGUUAGACCUCAAAUGUACGACACCUUUUUGAAAAUACUUUGCAAUGAUCACGCUCACAAUCUUCAAAAGUUUCAAGUUCGACUUGGGCUGCCGGUUCCAACGCUGGUUGUUCUUUUUAUCGUCAUGAUUAGACCUGCUUUAGAGAUUGGUUUGUCCGAAACAUCAACCUCGAUGUUUGGUACGCUUUCCAUCGUCUCCAUGGGCUUUGUAUGCCUCUUUCUUUCCAAGUUUGUGCUACACCUGGUCCUGGAUAAAUGGUGCCAAGCCUUGCAUAGUCACAAUGGAGCAAAUCAGUUCGUUGUUAAUGAAACCAUGUAUGUUCCUGGGCCCCCGUCAAGCGGUCAAGGGAAAAUCGAUGGGAGAACUAGGGCAGCUGUUUACAGUGCUAGGAAAGGAGAUCAUGAUGAGGACCACUCAAAAAUCCCACCUACUUUGAUAGAAAAGCGAACGCAACAUGAUUCCAAACGCAGUCUCAAGAACGUAUCCCGCUACAGGAUGGUAUCUAAGCGCAUCUGGUGA